This is a messenger RNA of Drosophila ficusphila, 3526 nucleotides long. It is a transcript of the gene Etl1, whose product is annotated as SWI/SNF-related matrix-associated actin-dependent regulator of chromatin subfamily A containing DEAD/H box 1 homolog. The transcript has 9 exons. NCBI's taxonomy places the organism in Eukaryota, Metazoa, Arthropoda, Insecta, Diptera, Drosophilidae. Gene Ontology annotation, cellular component: nucleus. The coding region runs from base 126 to 2663 and encodes 845 amino acids. Gene Ontology annotation, molecular function: DNA binding; ATP binding; ATP-dependent chromatin remodeler activity. The record is from RefSeq and is a predicted model, not a curated record.
AAGCCAAAACGGGCGCACUAGCAUGCACAAAUUCACAAAUACCACCUCGCGAUCGUAGGACUUGCAAACAAAAUUUGUGAAUAAGGACUGACACAUUACCAGGAAGCGAUUCGCCUUGUCCCACGAUGUCGGACAGCUCAGUGACCGCAACCGCGUCCGCGACCUCGCCUUCAAAGUCGAGCCUCAGCGACUUGCGACAGUUUCGCAUCAACAAGAGUGCUUCUUCUGUCGCCGCGAGUCCUGCGAAAACUGAGCGAGUGCCUGGCAAGAAGCGCAUCCAGGUGAUGGCGGAUAGUGACAGCGAUGGCAACGACUCCCAGACACCCAAGAAAAUCAAAUAUGAGCUAACCGUCAAGGAAAAGGAGGAACGGUACAUGGCCGCGGCCAAGAUUUCACCGCAAUACGAUACAAUGGCCAUCCAGGAGUCACUGUCUCGUACGAAUUGGGAUGUGGCCGCCUCUGUGCGGUAUCUUAGGGAGAACUGCAAGCCCAAGGGACAGAAUGGUCCGCUGGUCAAGCCAAAGCUGAAGCCCAGCUCGAACGGGACCAGUGGGACUUCACAAGGUCAUUUUUCGGAUAACGAUCACUCAGAUGACGAGGAUGUGAAGCAGUCCAAGGAUCAGGUCUACGACAGCGAUGACAGCGACUCCGAGAUGUCCACCAAGAUGACGGGGCAGCGCAAAAAAGUGUUCCAAUUCAUGAACGAGGCUUCACUCAUUGAGCUACAGUCGGUUAAGACACUGUCCGAGAAGAAAGCAUUAGCCAUCAUAGAAGUGCGACCUUUUGCGGAUUGGGCCGGACUGCGCAAGAAACUGGAGAGCAUAAGGAUGUCGGGAGAUCUUCUGAACUACGCCCAGGAGCUGAUCAACAAACAGAACACCGUGGCAAACAUUCUAAGCAAGUGCAACAACAUGGUGUCGCGUUUGGAGAAGGCGAUUUCCAAUGGUGCUGGCAUUGUAGAGCAGCCUAAGCUCCUUAACAGCGGCUUUCAGCUGGCUGACUACCAGAUCAUAGGGCUGAAUUGGCUCACAGUGAUGCACAAACAGGAAAUGAAUGGCAUUUUGGCGGACGAAAUGGGUCUGGGCAAGACAAUUCAGGUGAUUGCAUUUCUGGCUUACCUAAAGGAGAAUGGUCUCAGUCAAGCGGCCCAUUUGAUUGUGGUUCCUUCGUCCACGCUGGACAAUUGGGAGGCGGAGAUUACCCGUUGGUGUCCAAAACUGGUGGUGGAAAAGUAUCACGGCUCGCAGGACGAGCGGCGGAGAAUGCGGGGUCGCUUUGCCAAGGAUGGCUUCACUGGCUUUGAUGUUCUACUGACCACUUAUCACAUUGUUGGAUCCACUCCAGAGGAAAGGAAAAUGUUCCGGGUUUGCAAAUUGGACUAUGUCAUCUUCGAUGAAGCACACAUGCUGAAGAACAUGACUACGCAACGAUAUGCCAACCUUAUAACGAUCAAUGCCAGGAUGCGUAUCCUGCUAACUGGAACUCCCCUGCAGAAUAAUCUUCUAGAGCUGAUUUCCCUUCUGUGUUUCGUGAUGCCCAAGUUCUUUGCAAAGAGUAUCGAAGACAUAAAAUCGUUGUUCGCCAAGAAAGGAAAAACCGACGGUGAUCAGGAAGAAGUUUCACAGUUCCAGGAAACGCAAAUCGAGAGAGCCAAACGCAUCAUGAAGCCAUUUGUCCUAAGGCGCCUUAAAAAAGAUGUCCUAAAAAACCUGCCCAAGAAGCUAAGUCUUGUGGAAAAAGUAUCCAUGAGCCCGCAACAAAAGCAUUACUAUCACGAAUUGGUCGACUAUUAUUCCAACAACAAGGGCGAGGUGUGCAGCAGCAGUGAUCGUGCUGGCAUAGCGAUCAUGAUGGAGAUGCGUCGCAUUGCCAACCAUCCGCUGCUAAUGCGUCACUAUUUCACUGAUGAGAAUCUGCGUAAAUUCUCCAAACGCCUGGCCAAUGCCAGUUCCUACAAGAAGACAAACGAACAAUAUAUUUUUGAGGAGCUGGCCGUCAUGUCAGAUUUUCAAGUUUAUCAGAUGUGUAACAAGCAUGAGUUUUACGACGUGAAGAUACCCGACGAGUUGAUCUGCGAUUCCGGGAAGUUCAUGUACCUGGACACGCUGCUUCCAAAGUUGAAGGCAGAGGGUCACCGUGUGCUGCUCUUCAGCCAGUUCACCAUGAUGCUGGACAUUGUGGAGGAGUAUUUGCGGAUACGAAAAUUCGGUUUCUGCCGCCUGGACGGUGCGACCGCCGUGAAUGUCCGCCAGGACUUGAUCACCGACUUCAAUGGGGACGACAGCAUCUUCGUGUUUCUGCUUUCCACCAAGGCGGGAGGUGUUGGCAUCAACCUGACGGCUGCCGACACCUGUAUCAUUCAUGAUAUUGACUUCAAUCCGUAUAACGAUAAGCAGGCAGAGGAUCGGUGUCAUCGCAUGGGACAGCAGCGUCCGGUGACCAUCUACCGGCUCAUAUCCGAAAGUACUAUUGAGGAGGGCAUCCUUAUGGCCGCCGAAGAGAAGCUAAAGCUGGAAAAGGACAUCACGUCCAACGAGAAGGGCGAAGUGCAUGAGCAGCGAUGUGUCGUUAAGCUGUUGACCACGGCCCUGGGAUUGGAUAAGGAUCAGGAGGAGCAGCUAAACAACUCACUGAACAACUCUAUAGCCUCGCCCGCCAAGUAGACUUACUCGUUGCCGUCGUUCUCGUCCUUGUCUCCCCACCACCGUAUUUAUUCUCCAUCAGCAUUUGAUCUACAACCGCUGGCUAAUUAUUGUGUUUAAAUCUUUUUUGAGUAAUUUUACCGAUCAAUAUUGUAUUUAUAUAUUUUACUUAACUUGUUGUGUGCAACGUGAGAACGUGAGAUGUGGCGGGAUAUUGGCCGAAAGUGGAUCAUAAAUUGAGUUAGUAAUUUGUCAACGAUAAGGCGACAAUUUUUUCUUUUUUUUACUAGUAACAAAUAACAUUUCCACGAUAAACCAAGGCAAACAAGUUUAUUUUCUUGUUUUAUUGAUUUGUCAUCUUGAAUAUGUAGUUGUCCUUUCUGAUUAUGUAUUGAAUUGAACCUCUUGUUAUAAGGAUAAAGAUCAAUUGUGUACGAAGCGCUAUUGUUAACCUUUUUCAAUUUGCUGUUCGGGAAACUCGACAACCCGCAACGGAUUGCUCUCGCAUUUUCCCACGAGUUUCAUUCGUUUGUAUAUUCAAAAAGAGAGCUGAAGAACCGAGAGAGCACAACUGUUUUCAAGAGCUUUCGGCACCGAUCGCGGCGAGGCGAUUCAUCAAGUCUUUAGUCUUCAACUGAUCGCUCGCGCCGAUGAUUUAAUUUUUAAGUUAAAGCCUGCGCCCAAGUGUAGCAGCCAAGCAGCGUUACUCACAUCCAUACAUACGUGCGAAUAUACAUGCCUACAUAAUACGGCGUACAUCGAUAAAUAGAUAUACCCCGCAGAUAUAGUGUCUCGAUCGACAGCAACGAACCCAUGAAAACCUAAAUGUGAGUAAUCCGAACAAUAAAACUAUUUAGCGAGCGAUCUGCAUUAAAAGAGAGAGA